AGGAGUGCAUCUAAAUAUUAGGCCUACAACAAUGACAUUACCAAAAGCUGCCAUACUUCUUCUGACAUUUUGUUUCGUUAAGUCAGAGAAUGAUGCUAAAGUUCUUAUUCUCGGUGCUGGUGCGGCGGGUUUAAAAGCCGCUGAAGUUUUCCAUGACCAGGGAAUGAAUGAUUUUAUCAUCAUUGAAGGCACAAACCACACUGGCGGACGUGUGGCUGAUGUUUUGUUUGCUGGAAUGCGUGUAGAUAUCGGGGCAAGCUGGGCUCACCCUGGAAAUACCAAAAUCAUCACAACAGUUUUGGAUCUUGGAAUCGAACAUCAUGUAACAAAUUUCUCCUCUCGGUUGGUCUUUAACCAGGCUGGGAAUGACGUAACUGAUUCAACGAAGCCAAUUUUUGAAAAACUGGAUAAAGCUAUAAAGUAUAUGGCAGACAAAGCAAAGAUGUCAAUUGCAGAGGACGAACCUGACAUUUCCCAACGAGCAGCUCUUCGUUUGGGCGGAUGGUAUCCCAAGACGCCUGUAGAAAAAGCCAUCGAGUGGUUUGAUUUCGAUUUUGAAUGGGCUGACAUUCCUGAGGUAACCUCAACUAAGUCAACAGCUCUCUUAGAAACCGAUGAUGAUAUAUUAUUUGUUAAGGAUCCACGUGGGUUCAAGUAUAUAUUCAAAGAAUCUACUGCUUUCCUUUACGAGGACCCAGCAUUUGAAGAUCGUCUUCAGUUGAACAAGAUCGUUACUGCCGUGAAUUACGAAGGCGAUAAAGUGGUUGUGACGUGCAAAGAUGGAACCAAUUUUACUGGUGAUUACGUGUUGAUGACGUUCAGUCUCGGAGUCCUGCAGAACGAAGUUGUAGACUUUCAACCCGAACUCCCAAAAUGGAAAAUUCAGGAACUGUAUAAAUUCAUCAUGGCAGAUUAUACUAAAAUCUUUAUGAAGUUUGACAGUAAAUUCUGGUCAGAUGAGGAAUGGUUUGUGCAUGCGCACGCGAGACGAGGGUAUUUCCCUGUGUUUUACAAUCUGGAAGCUGAAGGAUUGUUCCCGAAAGGAACCAACAUGCUUGUAGCCUUUGUAGUGGGAAAUGAAGCAAAAAGAAUUGAACAGCAGUCGAACGAUGAAACCAGUGCGGAGAUCACGACUGUUCUUCGUACGCUCUUUGACGGAGCUACUGCACCAACUAAAAUCCAUCAAACUGACUGGAGUAUGAACCCCUUCACCUAUGGUGCUUACUCAAACUGGCCGGUUGAAGUGUCAGAAGAAUGCUUUCAAAAGAUCCAAUCUCGUGUCGGCCGAAUAUUCUUCGGAGGAGAGCACACUGAUGAGAAAUACAACGGGUAUAUUAUUGGUGGUCAACGAAGUGGUGAAAGGGAGGCCAUGAAAAUUCUUGGUUGUAUGGCCACCGGUGACGACGUUGAAUGCCCUAUAUGGACCAAACAGAAGAAGAUAGAUUGCGAUUGUGACUCUAGUAAAUGGCGAAAUGUUACGAUUGUUCUGUCCACAAUUAUUGUUGUCCUGACUGCGUUACCACUUAUUAUUUUACUUUGGAGACUUUGUCAUAAUACUAACUAGCCCUACAGGUAGUUUUUCCACUUGAAAAAAAUACGACUUACUAUUUGAUAUAAAA
Anneissia japonica is the source of this 1619-nucleotide messenger RNA. RefSeq names its product polyamine oxidase 1-like. NCBI's taxonomy places the organism in Eukaryota, Metazoa, Echinodermata, Crinoidea, Comatulida, Comatulidae. The record is from RefSeq and is a predicted model, not a curated record. The coding region runs from base 32 to 1564 and encodes 510 amino acids. Gene Ontology annotation, molecular function: oxidoreductase activity. The transcript is spliced from 4 exons.